CGUGACAUCGAACCACCACAACAGGCCCUCGGCCCUUGGAGAUGCUCUGGAGAUGCUGCCUAGUUCUCAUUGGCGCUCUUUGUACGCCCGUACUGAGCAAGCACUUGUCGAACGAGGAAUUUCGUGAGCAGGUCUCCCUCCAGACGCUGCAGGACGGCCGAGUCGCGUCAACGUUCUCAUUCAAUAUCCUGCUGAAGGACGCGACGCCGAGAGAGCCCCGAACCCUAAUCUUCGAUGACGAGUCCCAGCAUUACAAUCUGUUUCCCCUUGCUCUGGGCCAAAUAUUACGAGAAUACGCGGUGACCGAGCUGCAUCUCACUCUAAACGCAGGGAAGUGGAACUAUGAUUCAUGGGGAUACCCGAAAGAACGGGACGUUGGUACUGGUGCGGCGUUGUGGGCGUGGAUGGCUGACGGUGGUCCUACGUCAAUAGAUUACCGGUGGCAAGGCCUUCGAAAUGCCCUUGCGGGACUUUUCUGUGCUUCUAUAGGGUCAUUGGACGAGCAACGUACGACCUCGCCUGUCCUUCCAUUUGCACCCGAAGGCAGUCUUCCUGACUGGGGAGUCGAGCACGAACUCAGACAUGCUUCUCUGGCUUCCGAACACGUCUGCACCGAAAACUUGACACCAUUUUUGAAAUUAUUGCCAUGCAAAUCGUUGUCUGGUAUCGCGUCUUUAUUGAAUCCCCACCGUCUGUUUGAUGCAGACUGGCAUGGAAUGGGCCUUCAUGUUCUUUGGAAUCCCGAUGCGGGUGUAGAAGUGCGCCUCGCAUUUCAGUUGGUUUCCGAUCCACUCCGCAUAUCAGCUGGUAAAAAACAAGACUGGUCUUUUAGUACCUUGUUUGAUCGUACUAUCGAGAGAACCUGUCCAGUUGCCCAGUCAAGUAUAGUGGAUGUGGCUUUACCCAGGGAAGCCCUAUACAACAUUAGCCCCGAACCGCCACGGAUUGACCAGAACGUGGCGUUCUAUGACCUAACUAACAUGUCAGAAGCUCUCGACGUGAAAUUAAAAUGGGCACUGGAUUUCACAUAUCCGUUGGAUCCUCUCAAGAUUACUUCCAUGCCUAUCUCCGUCCGCCGUACGCUUCAAGGAGCUAGUCAGGAUCGGGGACAACUCUCUUUGGUCAUCAAGAAUAACGCACCAUUUCCCUUGCAAGUCCUCUAUCUGGAGACUAUGCCUUGGAUUGUUCAGUUUUAUCUGCAUACCAUGCGUGUUUCCAGCGAUACUAGUGGGGAUGAUUUCAUAUCCAACAUAUCGUAUGUACCUUCGGUGCCUCAUUCAAGACCCGCAACAUUCCAAGCAGUAUUGACGUUACCGACUGAGAGCACUGUUUAUCUAACCAUUGACGUCACCAAGGCCUUUCUACGAUACACAGAGCACCCUCCUGAUGCUCAACGCGGCUGGGACCUACCUCCAGCCAUCAUUUUACCACUUUCGAGCUCGAACGCCAUCAGAAGCGAAUUCGUUGGCCGCAUAUACACCCCGCCACUACUGGUCGAUCUCGCGACCCCAGAUUUUAGCAUGCCUUACAACGUUAUAGUCUUUAGCUGCUCGCUUAUUGCGUUCAUAUUUGGUAACAUAUUCAACCUUCUGACUCGAAAAUUUGUUGUUGUACGCCUAGGUUCUCAGCAGGGAACAUCAAAAUCAAAACAUGAUUGAUCCUUGUC
This is a messenger RNA of Guyanagaster necrorhizus, 1666 nucleotides long. RefSeq names its product Gpi16 subunit GPI transamidase component. Gene Ontology annotation, biological process: attachment of GPI anchor to protein. The record is from RefSeq and is a predicted model, not a curated record. The transcript has 7 exons. Lineage: Eukaryota; Fungi; Basidiomycota; Agaricomycetes; Agaricales; Physalacriaceae. Gene Ontology annotation, cellular component: GPI-anchor transamidase complex. The coding region runs from base 42 to 1658 and encodes 538 amino acids.